Messenger RNA from Schizosaccharomyces cryophilus OY26, 1589 nucleotides. Its product is annotated as dihydrofolate reductase Dfr1. The transcript is spliced from 2 exons. NCBI's taxonomy places the organism in Eukaryota, Fungi, Ascomycota, Schizosaccharomycetes, Schizosaccharomycetales, Schizosaccharomycetaceae. The record is from RefSeq and is a predicted model, not a curated record. The coding region runs from base 169 to 1542 and encodes 457 amino acids. Gene Ontology annotation, cellular component: mitochondrion. Gene Ontology annotation, biological process: glycine biosynthetic process; tetrahydrofolate biosynthetic process; dihydrofolate metabolic process. Gene Ontology annotation, molecular function: NADP binding; dihydrofolate reductase activity.
UUCAACUUGCCAAGAACCAUAUACUCUGAAACCAGGCAUUGUAAGAUUUCAUUCUUUCAUUGAAUAUUUUGCAUUUGGUUUUGUAUUAUUUAUUCUGUUUCUUAGAUUUUUGGACUUUGAUUGAUUUUUGUGUAUUUUUUUUUUUAAUCGAUUUGUGAUACAAUUAGUAUGCCCAGAUCCAUGAAAGUAUUGUGUUUGCAUGGUUGGGUGCAAUCUGGCCCUACGUUCUCAAAAAAAAUGGGAACUGUGCAAAAAUACCUAUCUAAAUUUGCUGAAUUACAUUUCCCUACAGGUCCUGUAGAAUACAAGGAAGAAGUUGACCCCAAUGACGAAGCUGAACAAAAGCGUCUUGCUUCCAUGGGUGCUGACCAAGGUGGUAAAUAUGGUUGGUUUGAAGUAGAAAACUUCAAAAAUACUUAUGAUUCCUGGGAUAAGAGUUUACAGGUUAUCAACGAGUACAUGAAAGAAAAGGGUCCUUUUGAUGGUUUGAUUGGUUUCUCUCAAGGCGCUGGUAUUGGUGCUAUGUUGGCACAUCUCUUGCAGCCUGGUCAACCUCCUAAUCCUUACGUACAACAUCCUCCCUUAAAGUUUGUCGUAUUUAUUGGAGGUUUCCGCUCCGAAAAGCCCGAGUUUAAUCACUUUUAUGAGCCUAAACUUACUAUUCCCAACUUACACAUCAGUGGUACUGCCGAUACCCUUGUUCCACUUGAGCGUUCCAAGCAAUUGAUGGAGCGUUGUGAGAAUCCUAACAUUUUGUUGCAUCCUGGUAUGCACAUUGUUCCUCAGCAAGCUGUUUACAAGACUGGAAUCCGUGACUUCAUGUACUCGGUUCCUAUUUCUGGUGAGCCUACUAAGCAUCCUCGUGAUCUGACUUUAAUUGUGGCCGUUUCUUCUCCUUCAAUGGGAAUUGGCAAGAAGAAUAACAUGCCUUGGCACAUUAAGGAAGAAAUGGGUUAUUUCGCAAAUGUGACGACAUCCACCAAUGGCAUUGAGCUUGCCGAAGGAAAAUCCAAGAUCAUGAACGUUGUGUUAAUGGGUCGUUCAUGUUACGAUAGCAUUCCUAAGAAGAACCGUCCCUUGAAGGAGCGCAUUAAUGUAGUAAUUACUCGUACUGAGAACUACAACUUCGGUUUGACUAAGAAGGAUAAGGUUCCUGAACACUUGUAUGCUGCCGAUUCCAUUGAUGCAGCUUUGGAUACUUUGGCUGAAAAGUAUGAUAACACCGACAUCCAAAUUGGCAAGGUCUUUGUCAUCGGAGGCUCUUUCUUGUACGGUAGCGCUCUUUAUCAUCGUUUGACAAAGAACAUAAUUUUUACUCGCAUUUACCAUGAAUACCAAUGCGAUUCAUUCUUCCCUUUUGAACCCAAGGAUACACCCACAUGGGAGAAGAAGUCGCAUGCUGAACUUGAGAAGUUUGUUGGUAUUCCCGUGCAUGAAGGACACUUAAAGGCUGUUGGAUCCAAGAAUGAGGAAGUUGAAUUAGAGUUUGAGUUGUAUGGUAAAGACGAUGUAUCUCAUGCGUUGUCCAAAUUGGCUGUUUAGAAUAAAAAAAUAGACGAUAGAGAAUAGAGAUUUUUUUGUUUCACUUG